Lodderomyces pseudojiufengensis is the source of this 1317-nucleotide messenger RNA. RefSeq names its product ubiquitin-protein ligase. The record is from RefSeq and is a predicted model, not a curated record. The transcript is spliced from 2 exons. Bases 1 to 1317 code for a protein of 438 amino acids. Lineage: Eukaryota; Fungi; Ascomycota; Pichiomycetes; Serinales; Debaryomycetaceae.
AUGAAUGAUCUAAUACCGAAUACUAUAUCAUGGAACCAACUAGAUACAGCAUUAACUUCAAAUUUAUUAUCAAAAAUCACAAAUUCAAUUGAAUGUUCGAUAUGCUCUGAAGUUAUGAUAGCUCCAAUGACAGCAGAAUGUGGUCAUACAUUUUGUUAUGAUUGUCUACAUCAAUGGUUCAAAAAUAAAAUUAAUUGUCCUACAUGUCGUCAUAAAAUUAAAUAUAAACCAACACUUAAUUUACAAUUAGAUGAAAUUUGUAAAAAUAUGAUUGAAAUUAUAAUUGAUUCAAAAUUAGAUUCAAGUUUACAAAAACGUCAAAUUGAAGGAUAUGCAACUUAUGAAUCUCAUUCUAAAGAUAAAUCAAUAUUUGGUGAAUUAUUUCAUAAUUAUACUUUUACAAUGUUAGAUAAUUCAGAUGGAGUACCUAGAUGUGGCAAUUGUAAUUGGGAAGCUCAUGGUACUGUUUGUUUACAUUGUGGUUGUAGAUUCAGAAAUAGUGAUGAUGAAGAUGGUGAUUCUAGUGAAGAUGAAGAUGAUGAUGAUGAUGACGAAGAUGAUGAAUUUUAUCAAGAUGUUAGAGGUAUUGCAGAAGGUAAUCAUUAUGAUUCAGAUGAUAGUUUUAUAGAUUCAAGAACAGCUGAAGAAAUUUGGCUAGAAAUGAAUGAUAAUGGAGAUGAACAUGAUGAUAGUGAUCAAUUUAAUUUUCAUGAAGAUGACGAUGAUGAAGAUGAUGAUGAAAAUAAUAAUGAAAAUCGACCAAUAACGAUAUGGACAUCUGAUAGUAAUGGAGAAAAUGAUGAUGAAGAUUCAAAUGAAGAAAAUCAAUAUUCAGAUUGGGAUGGAUUUGAAAGUGCAAGACAUUCAAAUACAAGACUGCAUGUCAUAUAUAUAAGUGACACAGAUGAAGAAUUACAAGUAAGAAAUGAUAUUUAUAGUGAUGAUGAUAAUGAAAGUCAAAAUAUGCAUGGUGAUGAUAGUUUUUCAAGAUUACAAAUAAAUGAUGAUUCAGGUAAUGAAGAUCAUGAUGAAAGUAGAGAUAUAGAACUGCAAGGAUAUGAUGAAGAUUCAGAUAAUGAAUCAAAUGAUUUAGCUGAUGCUUUGACAGAAUUCCAUAAUGAGGAUGUUGAACAUUUUGAAGAUGAUGAUGACUUUGAUGAUGACGGCAUUGAUUAUAACGCCGAAAAUUAUUUUGAUAACGAUGAUGAUGUUGGUGUCGAAGAUGACGAUGGUGCUGGUUAUGACGAUGGUGGUGUUGAUGAUGACGAUGGUUUCGAUGAUGACAAUGAUGACGAUGAUAACGACGACUACUGGUGA